UGCAAACUUGAUUCUACUAAAUAAUACACGGGCGAGAAAUGUCCGCGCCGUUUGUCUUGCUCCCCAAAAGGUGCACACGCACCCAAGUGUGUUGCAGAUCUCACGCCGCUUAAAUCCUCAUGGCGACGACGCUCUGGACCACUUAGGCGCCUCCAUUAGCGACAUCGGGUGCACCAUUAGCGCGUCGAUGUGUCACACCUGCAGAGAUGGGAUUAUAAUCCUCGCACCUACAAAAGCCCCUGAAAAAUAGGCUUUCCUGACACGCCGCAUGCUAACGAGGCCAAUAGAGGAAGAAACCCGCGUAGCUGAGAUGGAGGCCGGUUGCAAAGCGGUGGUGCGCGUGUUGCUGUUGGCCUUGCUUGCGCAGGCGGCCUCGGGGCAACACUGGUCGUACGGGUGGCUGCCGGGCGGCAAGAGAAGUGUGGGCGAGUUGGAGGCCACCAUCAGGAUGAUGGGUACGGGGGGCGUGGUGGUGCCUCUUCCCGAAGAGGCGAGUGCCCAAACCCAUGAGAGACGUCGACCAUACAAUGUAGUAAGUGUUUAUGAUGAUGAUGAUGAUGAUUCCCAUCAUUUUGAGCGAAAGAAAACGUUCUCUUACAAAUGAAAAGAGGGGGGGUGGAAAAAAAAAAGACAAUUUACGUGAUUAUCUACAGCGGUGAUGGAUCCCCCCCCUCCCCCCAUCGCCCCGUCUCCCAGAGGGCAGCGCAUUUAUUGCACCAGUGUCAUUGAGAAGCAUGUCUGUCGCAUUCAAACUCAUGUGAAAAUUGUAAUAAACUCUUUUUGAAGCCUCAUCAACUUAUUGAUUUGAUUUGAGCUGCGAAAGCGAAGCCUGGCUGUCAUGCGUUCGUCGCCAAUGUGUAAUAAAAGGAGAGGAAAAAAAAAAAGAGAAAAAAAAUCUUUGACACCUCUUGAAGUAGAAGAAAUUGCCUUUUUUUUUUUUUUUUUUCCCAAGCAGCCGCGACCGACAAGCAUGACGAAGCCGCGAUGCUAGCGUGACAGCAGCUGCCGAUUAAGACAAUUUAUCGCAAAUCAGUGCAAAUCAUUCUACCUGUUCCACUUCAGGACAUUCCGUUGUCAUUGACGCCAUCUGAGUGACGUGCCAACGUUAAAAUGUGGCGCGCUUCACUAUUGGGGAGAAUUUAGGAAGUUUUUCCACACCCAAAAUAAUUGGAAAAAUGAUAGAAAAGGAAUAUUUUGUGUGGUCAAAAUACUUCGGGUAGUCGCGGCUUUACAAGGAUGAAGUAACUUGUCAAUGUGACCAGAAAAUGUCCUCAUGUUAUGAUCAUGAUGAAAAAUAAUGUUUUGACUUUUGAGAAGU
Messenger RNA from Hippocampus comes (tiger tail seahorse), 1318 nucleotides. RefSeq names its product gonadotropin-releasing hormone 3 (gene gnrh3). Gene Ontology annotation, cellular component: extracellular region. The coding region runs from base 269 to 604 and encodes 111 amino acids. Gene Ontology annotation, biological process: reproductive process; multicellular organism development. Gene Ontology annotation, molecular function: gonadotropin-releasing hormone receptor binding; gonadotropin hormone-releasing hormone activity. The transcript is spliced from 4 exons. The record is from RefSeq and is a predicted model, not a curated record. Lineage: Eukaryota; Metazoa; Chordata; Actinopteri; Syngnathiformes; Syngnathidae.